AUGAAUGGCACCGACUUGCAGAAGCGGCUUCAGUCUCAGCCACAUGAAAGGACACACAUACGUCAUCCUGUAACGUAUGUAGCGCAAUCUGGACAAUCGAGUACACACAAAUGGUUGCGAAUGGAUGAAUACUGACCGUAGUCAAUUCUGAGGCUCUAGUGAUGGGUUUGCGGUGGAAUCGAAAUCUCGUUGGGACCUCAGCUAUGAGGAGUUUGAACCCUGCACCUGAUAUGAGUCUCAUCUCCGAGAACCAUACGGUGCUAGAGCAUCUGGUCAAAUGUAUGGUCGGUACUGGUUUCCAUCCUUGCGGCACAGCAGCCAUGCUGCCUCGCGAGAACGGUGGGGUUGUCGACGUUGACCUGAAGGUGUACGGGGUUCGAAACCUCCGCGUUAUUGAUUCCAGCAUCAUUCCACUCAUACCCAGUGCACAUCUGCAAUCUGUAGUGUACGCUUUGGCUGAAAAGGUUGAUCAUUCCUCCUUAUCGAAGAAAAGAAAUUGAUGACCUCUUGGCGCAAGGCGUCUGUAUCGCCGCACUGCCCGGCCUCCAGCCAUAUCGCUUAGUGUGGGGAAAUUCGUAGGCGAUAAAGUAAUCGUCUAGCCUUUACGCUCCGAUUGCGUUAUGAAUGGGCAGUUAGAGCAAACAAGAACCAAGGUUGCCAAGUGGCCUACAGAAUCAGGGUGCUU
Truncatella angustata is the source of this 685-nucleotide messenger RNA. RefSeq names its product GMC oxidoreductase-domain-containing protein. The transcript is spliced from 2 exons. Gene Ontology annotation, biological process: secondary metabolite biosynthetic process. NCBI's taxonomy places the organism in Eukaryota, Fungi, Ascomycota, Sordariomycetes, Amphisphaeriales, Sporocadaceae. The record is from RefSeq and is a predicted model, not a curated record. Bases 162 to 500 code for a protein of 112 amino acids. Gene Ontology annotation, molecular function: flavin adenine dinucleotide binding; oxidoreductase activity, acting on CH-OH group of donors.